CGGUAUUACAACGCAGUGGUUUGGAAGGAUUUAGAGCGGUUGAGUGGUUUUGAUUUGCAGCGUUUAAAUUUGCAAGCCCAUCACCGUUGCUUCGAGUUCUCUCAAAAUAUAAGCUCGGAGUAGCGUUUUAACCAUUGCGAGUCCAAAUUAGGAUUGACAUCUGAAAAUAUGAGGCUACCCAUUUGUAGUAUUGAUAUUCACAGUGUUUUACUCACUUUUGCACUAUUGAGCGUAAAGUUUACAAACGGCGCCAAUGUUCGCCUAAUAAACGGAAAGCACAGCUACGAGGGACGAAUCGAAGUACUUUACAAUGGCACAUGGAAAGCAGUUUGUGAUCACGGAUGGAACAGGAAGUCUGCCCGAGUGAUUUGUCGUCAACUGGGAUUUCCUGAUGUUUUGCGCUUUACUAAAGGGUGAGUCAGGGAUCGUUCUCAUAAUAUUGUUUAUGCGGCAAUAUACUGUUUGAAUUUAUAGCUGGAUUUCCUUUCGUAUAUAACUUUAGUAAAUUACCAAGCUUUGCACAGAAAUCUAGGGAAGAAGGUGUCAAUAGCUGUUGCAUAAUCUUUAUUGCACAAAGACGUAAGCGUGUCCCAGAUCUACAGAUAUCUUGCAGCAAAAUAUGUUAUAUAAGGCAAUACCCUUCCUUUAAAUUUAUGACAUAAGUUUUGUUCUGUUAAUCUUGAAACGGGCGGAUUUCUUCUUUUCUCUGUAGAAAGUCACAACGUUACAUUGUCUAAUUGAUAAUCAAAUAUUUUAUCUCCUCCGCUAUCCUCUUGUGGCACAAUAAAAUUGCGAGUCAGGUGGAGAAACGCAGAGCUAUUGUAGAAAUAAGCCGUAAGGACCGUAAAAUCACUAAAACAACGCUGAUAAUUCAAAUUUAUUCACCUUCGAGCUUCCGUGAUAGUGUGAGGGGGAUAAUACUCAAGUCAAUAUCACUAUCACUACAUUUUCAUCACUCAACGCAUGUGGUAUUAAUUGCGGGAAUUACAAAAUUUUUUCGUGCAUCAUGAUUUAAACUCAAAACAAACUCUAAUUAAUCGAAAUUAAGCUAUUUUGAGAGGAAAAGAAAAGAAGGAAUUUUUCUCGGAACAAAAAAGACCGACAAUUAAAUGUCAAUUUUUUAAAGUAAAGUACAUCCCUGAGGCUAAAUUGUAUCCAGAGACUACAACCUUUAUAUUGACGCCAAGACUCCCUAAUUCAAUAUCUUUGAAAUGUCCUUAGAGUCUUUAGAUUAUUCUAGAUCGAUAUGCUCAAAUAAAAAACAGUUGAAGGGGAAACCCCAAACACGCUGUGUUUGAGUGACUGUUGGAAGGAGACCACGCCUACUCCUCAGGAGCUGUAGUUCAAGCUUGUGGGAUUUCCCCUCCCCUCUGUGUAUUCCGCAGAGGCCCUCUUGUGCCACAAGAGAGCUGGGGAGAGCUAGGAGAGGGAAAAAUGCACCUCUUAUCCAAUCACCACCCCCUCCCCCAUCUGGGCUCUGUAGCCUCUAUUCUACAGCCGUUUAAUACCGUCAGCAACGGGACAUGUCAUAGGGUCCGUAUUUUCCGGGGCACCCAACGUCAAUUUUCAGAAAUAUAUGUUCGGAAGACGAUUUGAGAUCUAGAAUUUUCGGAGCAUUUGUUGUAAAAUUUCUUGCUUGCCUGCCUCUCCCAGGAUUUUCGAACAUCCAAAAAAUGGUAAAUUACCUAUUUUUAACGGAUUUUUACCCUAGAAAGGUCACCUAGAAUUUUUGGGAGCCUUUUUUCUUGCUGAAAAGUUUUGAUCCCUAUAAUUUUCGGACCACUAGACGUUCAGCUAGGAAAUCCGAACAGAUGAAAAAUUUUUUAGGGGAUAAAAAUAUGCCUAUAUCUACCGUUUAAAUACUAAAAUACGUUCAACAAUGCUAUGUUUAAGUGGUUUUGAACUAUAUUGUCAUUGGGUGUUCCAGGUAUUUUUAGAUAGCCUCAACUAGUUUUGUUUAAGGUUAUAGCUACGAGGGCUAGUUUUGACGUGGGAUAAAGCGCUUACAGACCGACUCACCAAAUAGAGGGGGAAACGAAAACGUGUAUUAAAGUGGAUGUACUUAUUCUUAACAAGACGCCAUGCCUUUGGACGAGGAAUUACAGGAAAAUUUUGGCUUGAUGACGUGAAGUGUACUGGAGAAGAGAACUCCAUUGACGAGUGCCGCCACAGACCAUGGGGCCGAAACAAUUGUCUUUCACACAACCAGGCUGGAACAGUCUGUAAAAAGCACUUGAAUGACAUGAUUAUUGAACCUGUACCCUCAAAAGCCAGUGGAGAGGUAUCAUUUUGUGUCCAUCGCAAUUAUUUUUAAUCUUUACGUUAAGUCAGAAUGUUAAAACAAAGAUAACGAAACUCACUUGGCAGCCGGGGUAAAGGGGGUACUCCCUUAUGUAGGCUGGAUAGGUUUGUGCGGCACCAAAGGGUAUGGUUUUUUAGCCGUUUUGGUCUGAAAUUGGGUAUCAAUUUUGACCAUUUUGGUCUGAAAUAGGGUCUUGUUUGUGCACUCUAAUCUUGAAUUGGGGAUGUUUUUUAGAAGAAGCUACUUCUUCAUCAUUAGGCGAUAAGACUAUUUCCCUUAGAAUGUUUACGCCAAUUGUGUACGUACCGGUCAGGUCUGAAAUAGGGUGGGGAAAGUCACAGAUUUUGAUCUGAAAUAGGGUAAGGGUUUCUGGAAACGUGCGGCAAACUCCCACCCAAUUUUUCUGGAAAAAUGCGUUCUCAUCUAUGACCUAAAGAUAGUGAGUCCUCUCAAUUAGUACGUUAAUGGUAAAUACAUUGGCACUUAAAUAAAGUGUAUUUUUUCCCCAACCAGACAGUGAACCUUAACGUAAAGUUACAGGGCCCUGUGGUAGAUGACUACAUCUCUGAAGGUGUCGUACAGGUGGAACACGAGGGGAAAUGGGGUUACAUCUGUCCUUCUAGCUGGACAUUUCUCAAUUCGUACGUGUUGUGUGGCCAACUUGGAUUCCCAAACGCCGCGAAACUGGAGUUUUACUCGGAGACAGUACAGGAGGUGAAACCCGACUAUUGGCUGAGCCAGGUCACGUGUAAAGGUUUGGAGUCCUCCAUUUUGUCAUGCGACCAUGCAGGGUUGGGCCGUCAUGAAUGUGAGAAUGGCAAGGUGGUGAAAAUCAAAUGUUCUCGGCGAAAUAUCACGAAGGUGACGUAUUAGUCUCUCACGCAGCCGUUCUUGGCGCUUCGUCACGGGUUCCUGCCCGUAACGCUUGACGCAGCCCUAAGGAACGUGUGCCUUUUUAGUAAUGUAGGGGUUGUUUUUCUGGAGAGAGGACAUCUCCUAGUUUAUAUUGUUCAAAAAUCCAACAAAGGGCAAAAAAAAAUUGACAAAUUAGUGAAGAGGGCAAGAUCCUGGGUAGACCUACCUGUAUCAGUAAAAUCUUGAAUGGUAAGUAAAAAAAAAGUCUGCGGUCGCAGGCUUGUGAAAAAGGCCUGCGUACCGACGUCACCCAAGACGUCGUCUGCACGCAGGCUAGUACAAAAACAAUAAACGGAUCCUUUCCGCCAUGUUUCGUUGUGCAAAUACACUUAAAAAUACCGUUUGUUUGCUUGCAUAUUUGCUUAUAUAUUUUUCUUACAGUCUUUCUACCGUAAGAAUUCCUAAGUCAACAUCUAACGUAGAGAACGCCGUAUUUUCGAACUUUAUGCAUGCGUGUAACGAUUUCCCUUUCUGAAAGCGAAGUUGGUUUCAAAAUAGCUUGCAUGACAGGGCGUAUUUUUCGAGCGAGCGGCAGCUCGGCAAUAGGCCAUUUCGGUGUCGCCUCAAGCCUCUUCUUUAAAGCGAGGUUAAGUACGAAACCAUUGUAUGAAAAUGAUUUUUCAUUCUUAUGCUAAUGAAAGUUGAGAAAGGUUUUGCGCUUAGCCUCGUUUUGAAAGUGUGAUUUUUGAACUCGGAAAUGGCCUACUAGUGUCGUCAUCGUCUUUGAUUUUGAAGGCUCAGGGGGACUGGGAAAGAGGAAAGUGCUUGGAUCUGAGGCUUUGGAGAAUAAAACAAAAGAAGUCAUCUUGAGGCUAGGCAAUGAAUAAUAAAUAUAUCUCUUGUGUUUUAUUUCCCCAAGUCUCGCAGCCAAGCAUGAAUUUUAAAAUAUCGAAAUUUGUCUAAAGGAUGGGAUAAAGUGGAAGGGGGAGCAGAGGGGGGUAGGGGCGGAAAACCACCGAUAAUAAUUCCUCCCUUUUUUUGUUCUCUAGCCUUUGAGCAUACGGCUGCGAAGUGGGGCCUUGGUAUCUGAGGGCCGAGUAGAGGUGAAAUAUCACGGCUUCUGGGGUACCAUCUGCGAUGAUAACUGGACAAUGCGUGAAGCAAAUGUUGUCUGCAGGUCACUCGGUUAUGGUACAGCGGCAAUGGCAACCACGAAUGCGUAUUACGGAAGAGGCAUGGGAAGGGUAAUGUUAUUCUUUGUGCUCUGCUUUACUUUAUCUGUUACUAUGUCAUGGUGAUUGUUUGUUACUUUAGUUUAAGCGUGGCCUCGAUUUUCUAUGGCUGGAUAGUGCUAUCCACCGUGGUUAAGGAUAAAGGAAUCGUGCUAUAUCCUCUGGAUAGAGCUUUUUCGUCUGGAGUGCUUCUAGUGUUAGGGAUGGUAGGACGAUUUGGAUGAUACCAUGGAAGGUCGCAGCCAGGUGGAAUUCCUCCGGAGGUCGGACACCAAGUCACGCCUACACAAUUUAGCAUCAGCUUGCAGCCAGCCUGAGAUUUUCUAAUAAGGGCAGGAGCGAAUAGCUCCUGAUUAGGGUUUAAAAACAAAAUGAAUGAUGUUUCAUAUGGAAUUGGGUAGGCGCUGCAAGGUAUCCAACCUCCUUCAGGGGAUUCUUGUCUUCGCGUGACGUAUAUAAAACGGCUUAUAUGUGUCACCCAAGUCUCCCGACUGUAUCCAGACGGUACCAGAGUUACCGCUCAAACGGCGAACUGUGUUCAGCAACACAAUUUGAGUCGGACUGCGUGAUUUAAGACCAUUCGCACGGUUAUAUGGAAACCAGACAUCAGCGUCUGACUUAUACAGCUAUAAGUUGUAACCUAGAGAGAAAAAUUAACAUCUUCGACUGCUUUUAUCGCCUGCCUUGACAAACGUCCUUAAAGAAUCUCCGAACUGAAAGGCGAGGUGAAGAGUGGCAGAAUACAGACCGAUUCUUCUUUUUGGUGACGUAUUGAUCUACUUCUUCCAAUAUCCUAAGUUCAACGAAAAGCAUGAUUUCAUUAACGUCCUACAAAUGACCUUCAGUUCUAAGCUUGAAUUUGAAUUUGAACUACAAAAGUCUGCCCUUCACCAUUUUUAAACCUUUGGUUGUAGGCCCUCCUUUCACAUGACAUUUCUUUCAUGCGUCAGCAACUUCCGCAAAAUUUGCAUGAAAAAGACCGUUUUUUACCUUAGUUUUUACCUAGUCUCCCUCGCAGCCGUUUUUUCUGGGAUGUCACGCAACGUUCCCCUUAAACGUCGCGUGACAUCCCAAAAAAACGGCUGAGAGGGAAACUAGUUUUUACCAGCCAAUGAUAGGAAAUAAGCCAGAGGCUAGUGACCCUUAAUGCUAACCGAAAUGAUCGCAGCAUUUGCGUUCACUUCGUUCUCCCGUAUUAUGAGGCCUGUGGAUUUUCAUCUUUUCCCAUCUUUUCUUUUCCUUUUAUUACUUUAUUCGUUAAAGGUCCUUCUUGACCAAGUUCACUGCAAGGGAUCGGAGAAGAGCAUCCGACAGUGUAAGCACCUGGGAUGGCAGAAAUCAGAUUGUAAUAACCAUGAAGAUGCUGGUGUCAGGUGUAAUGUACCCCAGCUUCAGGGCCAUCAGGUAAUCUUUUUGUCUCACAGGUGGCUCUCACAUCCGAUUAGAUAGUAAGACUUUUUUCAGUGUUCACAUAAGUUAUGCAAUCAGCCGAUACAAGAUCUGAAACAGAGUGGUCUUCAGAAGUCUAUCAGAUCUGUAAUAGCGGGGCUCUAGCGCGCAAAGCGCACGCAGCGGAGCACCGUGGAUAAUAAAAUUUGGUUAUCUAUGUCACCAAGAAAUUUGGUUGUGACAAAAUCGUCCGUCCUUACGUACGUCCUUCCGUACGUCCAUCUAAGACGUCCAAGCUUUAAUCUGUGUUAAACUUGAUAUUACGAAUCCAUGUUAUGGUCAUUUGACAGCUGUCAAAAAAAGGGCAUCCGCUGACCAGUGUGACAUGACUGUAUCGCGGGCUCAGGUUUACAACUCAUUGAACUUACCACUUGUUGAUUUUCAAUUAGUCGCAGGCUCAGGUCUAUUUUUUCAGAAGGAAUCCAGUUAACUUGCUAUGGAAAAAGUUAAACCACUGCAGAAAGACAUUUCUUUAAAGAUCCCACGAGAGCUUAGAACUGAAAAGUAUAGGCGCUAUAUAAAUAUUUUAUUAUUAUUUUAUUAUUAUUAUGAGAGCUUCGUUUUUGGCUUUGGCUAAAUCUAUAUAUCAAUGUGUAUCUCGGUAGGCGAUGGAAUCUUCCAGUGUUGGUCACUCUUUGGGCAUAAAAGGCACUUUUAGAUACUCUAAAGUGCCUAGCCUACAAAUUCUUGUUUGGUGUUGCAGAUUCGAAUCCAAGGAGGAGAAAAUCCUAGAGAAGGACGAGUUGAAGUUUUGCAUAAUGGGCGGUGGGGAACAGUCUGCGGUGACGAUUGGGGAAUAGAGGAAGCCAUGACAGUUUGCCGACAGCUAAACCUCGGAUACGCCGGCAAAGCUGUUACCCAUAAAAAUUUCAGCGAAACAGAUCUUAAAAUCAUCAUGUCUGGAGUUAAAUGUCGCGUUGAUGAGACCUCACUUUAUUACUGUCAGCAUGACGAGUGGAAAAACACUACGUGUAGCAGCGACGAUAAGGUUGCGGGAGUUAUUUGUGUUAGCGGUAAGUUGUUUUACGCCUUCGCAAAACUUGGGACAAAAUUCGGCAAAUGCUUGACAUGCUUGCUCUUUCUACACCCGUUAGGGACUAAAAGAUCCAAAGACGCGAUGGCAACGAAAACUCUCCCUAUCCACUCACUUUUUCAAGUGUAGGCAAACCUCCUGGAGUUGAAUUCCUAGGGACAAUAUCCAAGUUCACAAAGAGAAAUAAAAUUUCAUCUUCGCUUGUUUGCGGCCUCCAUAGAUCGUAAAAAUUAGGCAUAGUCGUGCAAAAAAGUGUGAUGCACGCGCUAAGUUUUUGUUUUUCGCACUAAACCUAUUGCUUUUUUUUAAGUUCUCGUUGCUUUCGCGUCUUCGGAUCUUAGGUGGGAGACCCGAGGUGGGUGAAGUAACUUGCUUAGUUGGGGUAACCCGCCGGUCCAUAUAAUCUCUCAAAUGGUCACCCCACAUAUCAUGUAAACGUGAUCAAAUUAAAAAGAGAGAUUAUAUGGACAAGCGGGUUACCCCACCUAACCGGGCUACCUUACCUACCUGGGGUCCACAUAAACGGGCCCUGAAAGUCUCUAAUAUCCAUGUGUUAGGCGGUUUGACAAUAAUAAUGCGUUUGUAAUAAACAUUUCAAUAAGAGUCAGUAGCCCUUGCUUACGAAACAGAAGUAUUUCUUUAUAUUGCUGAGUGGACGGCCAAUGCCAAAAAAUCUACAUUGAGCAUCACCUAACCAGCUCCUUGAUAGGCUGAGGUAGGAUAGAGUUGCAUACCCACACGUUAGUGGGUCUAGCCUGUAAAGCAAGCUCUCUGAGGAGCUCUGGGAGCUUUCCUCCCGUUCCCCGCCCGAGAGCCCCCAGAGAGCUUGCUCACAGGCUACAGUGGGACGGUCAAGUUUUCUGAAGCGCCUGCACCUCCGUUCACUGUUUUAUUUUUUCUAAAACCUAUUUCAGUAUGCACCGCAAGGCACACGGCUUACAUUAAAGCUUUUUUUCCGGUAAAUAAUUUUUUCAGGUAAAUAAUUCCGAAAAUUUGUUACCGAAUUUUGACGAUGAUUUGUUCUCUGUUAAACGUGUUGUUAUGGUCACAUGUUUGUAUAAGGAGGCAAAAAGAGAAAGCGGGGUACGUUGGUUUAGCACUAGGGUUGUAAAGGCCACUAAAGUGCCGUCGGGGAUAUUGCGAAAACUCUCAGUGAAAGUCUGUACUAAAGGCAGUCCAAUGGAAAUGACCUUUUUAGAGAUGUAUUUGAAAAAUGUCACAAAUUUUAUCUUUUGUUAUUUCAGCUUUACCUGAUCUUGUAAUAAACGUUGACGUUCUCAGAGGUUACAUGGAAAUGACUUCUAUACCCAUGCGGUACCUGCAGUGUGCCUACGAAGAGAAUUGUCUCUCUGCGAGCGCAGAGCGACAGCUGAGGUAAACACAGACAGGGAAAUGCAAAUUUCACCAAAGCUAUUUUUAGACCAAUUAAACUCUUGAAAUUAAUCGUAAGAUGGUUCCCUGAGAGGUCAGCAAACUGUUAUUUAGUGUUGUCAAGAAAGAAUAAUGGGACAUUUUGCUCUCUCGGUGUGUCUCCAUUACAAUAGUCUGUGCGGACGUCCCAGGAAUUAGACUUCCGUUCAAUUACAACCUCUAUAAAAAUAACUUUACUGAAAUUCACAUAUCCAGGCCAACGCCCUUAGACUCCCUCUCUGUCUCGUUAUUAUUUAUUGCUCUGUCAUAUCACUGCCACAGUGAAAUAAUGACAGAGUCUUGUGAGGUGUUUGUAACCUUUGAGUCUUUCAAGCAAAUCCUGGAAGAAAAUUAAGUUCGCAAAGCCUUUCUGGGACUGUUACUAGGCACAGGGACAAAAACUGGCCACAGCUGAACGGCUCGUCCCCAGUAACGAUUCCAGAAACAAUAUUGUGGAACGCAUUUCGGGUCCAGCUCCCUUCUUGUUUCUAAAGUGGCGAAUGGUAUUUAAACCACAGCCAUUCUGGUAACGCAUUGCACGACACGUGUUAUUGUACUUCACUUUGUACUGUGUCAAUGCAGCGUGUCAUACCAUCGAAGUAGACGCAUUGUAGUCAUGUAAAUUAAAGUAAAGGACGGUGUGUGUUUUCAUCGAAACUGAUGUUUGCCCUUUUCCAGACAUCCAGAUUAUUAUCAAAGGAGGCUACUGCGGUUUAGCGUUCAGGUUGAGAAUCGAGGGUUAGACCACUUCAAACCAUCUACAGAUAAGUCACUUUGGGAGUGGCACUCAUGCCACAAACACUACCAUUCCAUGGAGACUUUUUCGACUUAUGACCUUCUUCGUAAGUACAGAAUGGAAUCGCGUGACCUGUCAAAAAAUCCUGUCGGCUGAACGAAUUUUAUGGCUCUUUUGGGAAUCAAAUCCGCUGGAUCAAUUUGUUAGUAGUUUGGCGCGUCGUUAUUUAGUACAUUGAGGCUUUAUCAGCAUCAUCAUCAUUUAGUUUUUCCUCCUCCUUUUCCUAAUCAUCAUCAUAUCCGUUAUUUUAACACGAUAAAAUUAAAACACGAUGCUUGAGUGGUCGUGUAAGAUUAAUUACGAUAUAGAACUAUACUAAAAAAUAAGGAUAAAAUUAGUUACAAUAUAAAACGUCCAUAAAUCUCUUAAAUUAAUAUUUGAUAAGAAUUAGGAAAGAUACAAUAUGUAUAAGGUUUAAAAUGAAUAUGCAUUGAUCACCUAUAAGAAAUUGACUAACAGCAUUAAAAACAUAAUAAAAAAUUAGUUAAUAGCAUUUAAAAUCGCAGUAGUGCUUGGGUAACGAUUGGACUGACUGUGUAGUAAAAUCUAGUUCCUUAACAUAAAUGUCCUUCUUCACUUUGCGUUAAAAAUGCGUAAACUGGUCCGUAAAAUGAGUCAAAAUAGUAUUCCAUAAAAUUACGCCUCUAAAGCUUAUUGAGAUUUUUAAGAAAGUACGAGUUCGAACGAGGAACAGAUAAUGUUAUUGCUCAUUCUGAAGUUGUAAACCAUGCAAGGUUCAUUCGUCAAGUACGACUGCGGCAGUUGCUUCACCUUCAAAUACGCUAUAUGAAAUGGCUUAAUUAACCAGAGUUUACAAUAGCACGUUGGUGAAUCUUUAACUUAAAAAACGUUUACAGUUUUGUUUUUGGCCAGGGGACCUCACAAAGCCACCAAGCUUACGGGAGAGGCCAGGAAGGGAGUCAAGGAAAGUACUGGUCUUUGUCCCUCACUCCUCCCCUCCGUCACUUUCCGUCUUCCGUUUUCCUGAUUUUUCUUCCUAUCCCUCAUCAAAGAGCAUGUCCACAGUCUAAUCAUAGCUUCAGCAUUGUUAAUGCAUGGUCGUCGGAUUGAAGCCCAAAAGAGACAAUUAUUCUAGCGGCAUGAUUUUGUUGGCACAUUAGUUUAUUACUUGUUUAACAACAUUCAAUGAUAGUUGCGGCUUAUACAUCAUAAUUGAACACUUACUAAACACCUGAGUGUCAGCCUUAUGCUACUCUAGCUUAACAGAGAAAUUGACCGACCGAGACAGCUGGACAGACACAAAGACAGACUGACGAAAAAGACGGGCUGUGUGAUGGCAGACAUACAAAUUCGACUCUUUAGACAAGGGAAGGGAACUGGAGACGAAAAUUGUGGGAGUAAGAACAAGUAAUUGAAAAAACUGAACAAAAUGGACUGGACUUUCGUGACUCAGACGGCCUUACCAAACAAUCAUUUGUCUUGUAUAAGAAAUUAAAUUUCAGAAUUUUUAGCUGAUGGUAAGUGGUUUAUAUAUAUAUCUACCAAGACUAUCCCUUUAUCGUUGAGACAAAUUGAACACUUUUUAGGCGGUGCCAUGCCACAGAAUACUAUAGGACAUAAUGAAAUGGAUUUAAUUUUUUUUUUUUUUUUUUGCAUCAAUCUCAGGUCAAAGGGACGGGCGCAAAAUAGCCAAGGGUCACAAAGCCAGUUUCUGUCUAGAAGACACUAAAUGCGAUCCAGGAUUCGAGCGAGUCUGGAACUGCACUGACAAGGGAGAUCAAGGAGUAUCACCCGGAUGUUAUGACGUUUAUCACUAUAAUAUUGACUGUCAGUGGGUGGACUGUACGGACAUAUAUCAUGGUGCAUAUUAUCUCAGGGUACAUGUUAACCCCGGAAAUCAAGUGGCGGAGUCGGAUUUUAAGAACAAUGUUGCUAAAUGUUCUGUUUAUGAUUAUGGAAGCUACAUUAUUGCCAACAGGUGUUGGCUUGGUGAGUCUAACAAUGUUAAAGCGACACUUAUAUGUUACAGCCGUGCUACCAAUAUUUUUAACAACAACAAAAACAACAAUAACAACAAGCUUUAUUUGCAUGACUAAAACUUUACAGUUUUGCAAAAUCGUACAACAGACUAAGAUAACGGUUUAAAAACUACAUUGGUAACAAUUUAUCCCAAAGAUUUAAACAAUAUGAUAUAAGUUUAAUCAAUUCUUUGUAUAUAUAUAGCAGAUUUCAUAAAUUUCAUGAUCAAUUCGUUCACAGAUGGUUACUUAAUGUUUGGGAUCAGAGACUGUCCCUCUUAUUUUUGAGUAUUUGGAGCAGUAAAACAGAAAAUGAAUUUCGUCCUCAAUUUGAUCAGAUCGCCGAGCAGGGCAAAGUUAUCUACUCCAUUAAUUUUGUUGUUUCUGCCAAUCUCAUCUAAAUCGUGAGAUUGUAGUUGCUUAACCGUAAUUUGACCAAGGCUCUUUUCUCUGGUGUUUUUCAUGUGAUGGCAAGAUAUAAUAAUAAUAAUAAUAAUAAUAAUAAUAAUAAUAAUAAUAAUAAUAAUGAGAAAAUUUUAUUGACAACAAUGCUAACUAUUAAAAUCCUAUUUACAAUUAAUUCGCUUAAAAAAAAGGAAAAAACUAUUCAUUCAAAAACACUCUUUACAAUUCCUGUCGAUUUAAAAAGCACUUAAUUUAGCUUAAAAAAAGUUAAUUUAACUAAGAAAAAUUUUUUCGAAUUAAAAACAUUUCAUUUCAAUAAAAAAAAACUGUCAACCUCUAAAAUUCAAAAGUUUCUUUCAACUGCUAAAAACAAAAAAAAUAGUAAUAAUAAUAAUGAAAUAAAAAGAUAUAUAUGAAGUAAGUAAUAAUAAUUUUUAUUUUAAAUAAUUCUUUUGUUGAUAACAAAGCUAACAGGAACUAUAAAAUCCUAUUUACAAUUAUUUUUGCUUAAAAAAUAUUCAUUCAAAACACUAUUUACNUUUUCGGUUUCCCCCCCCCCCCCCCCCCCGGCCCCUCACCCCCAACAAAAAUUGCAUGAGCUUCCGAUAUCCAGGAGAAACUGGAAACAAUAACUUUGCAAAACUUUGGGGAAAAACAAGGUGUAUUGUGGGCGAUGUGAAAGUAAUCUCGUACCCAGAUCUCCCAUAGCCAACCGACAGAUUGAGGUCUUGAUACGGGAUCUGUACUGACUAUGACCGUUUUCAUAGACCACAUUUUCUUAUCUCUCAUACUCGUUUGGAAUGAAGCUCUUCAAUAUUCAUAUUGUAUUCAUAUUGACUUUUCGUUUGUUUGAUCGAGUGUUGUUAACUAUUUUAUCUGAUUCCAAGGCGCAGCGAUUUAAAGCAGUCCAACUCCGCGGUGCCAAUAGUCCACGUUCAAUUUAUCAAAAUUCUAAACUGAUUCCGAGGCCCUCUUUGUUAUUUCUACACUUGGUUUCGUUUUCUUUGUGCUCAAGUCUCUUCUGGGAGUUUCGAGACAAUGAAAUUCGUAAAGCCUCGGAGUCAUGUCAUAUAUCGGACAUGGGCUAUUACUUUCCAACUGCAACUAAAAACGUCUUUAAAGGUGUUACUGACCAAAAGGGGGUCUUACUAUUUUUCAGAGGAAUGCGAAAGUGGCCUGGACACGCAUGGAGGGAAUUCUGGCGGGAAUUGCUGUGUGUUUCCGUUCAAGUUCAGAGGCAAGCUGUAUCACGACUGUACCACAGACGGCUAUUCAAUUAAAUGGUGCUCUACAACAUACGACUUUAAAACAGACAAGAAAUGGGGACUUUGUUACUAGUACGCGCAGCAGUUGUCCCUUUCGUAAACGGUCGCUGCCAUUUUUGCGGAACUCAGCAAAUUUUUGACCUGUUAUUGAGAGUGUUUCUACCAAAAUGAAAGAAAAUCGAAAGCAAUGGUCAAACCAGGACUUCAAACCUGCAUCUUACCAAUGGUUGCAUCGAUAGUUAACAAUGACAACGAUCGUUUAUUGAAGGGAAAUAGCCGUUGGCGCUCGCAUGAUUGACAAUACUCCAGUUGAGCUGUGUCUAGGCUCCCUUGUACUUUUAUAAGCCGCCACUGAUACCUUGCUAGGUUAUCUUAGGAAAGCAAAUAUUCAAGUUGAAGAGGUCCGGCCGGGAACCAGCUUUUUUGUUGUUCCUUCCGCGUGGGAAAUUGAUUUCGAUUGGAUCGCUUGAUAUUCAUGCCAUCAUUUUAUUAGCAUAAGCAUGUAGAACGGUGAAAAAAGAUCUUUAUACUAUUAUAUCAGCUGUAUAACAAUAUUUAUUUCAUUACAAUUAUUAUUUCACACUUUUGAAAUUAUUUUAUCCUUAAACCUCAAGACACGUUCGCUGGUACUACUGGUCAAGUUUUAACUGACCAACCUUCGUUUGGUAAUAAAUAUCGCCAAAAAUGCAUUUCAGUGUAUAUUAUAAUUGUAUCAUAACCGUAUGUCGUAUUUAAUCAUACUUUAACCCACUGGAAUGGCUCGUACACAGUUGUGACCAACUUUUGCGUCUUGACACCCUUACUGCAUCGGACUCAUCCUUAGUCGUCUCCUUGUCUCCUAUUAAUAGCGCGGUCAAUGGAAGCGCCUGGGAUGAUGGGAAGGUGGAAAGAGAGGAUACUUUUUCAUUUCACCUUCCCAUCGUUCUAUUCGCACAGGAAGUAGUAUUAGUCUCCCGCGACCGUUCCUUGACCACUUGCAAAUAAUAAGAGACGACUGGGGAAGAGUCAGUUACGGUAUUCGCCACUUGCUCCCCAAAACUGGGAAACUGCCCACCUACACCUCCCCUAAGCCAACAUUUUGCCCUAAGUGAGAAAUAAGUGUUAAUGUUGGCUUAGGAGGCUUAGAUCUACAUUUUGCAUAAGCCUUGUUUUAAAUUCUCUAGGGACGGCUGUAAUACCCAGGAGAAAUAAAAACAAAGGUUAUGCAAAAUUUUGGGGGACAAAGAAGGUGUAUUAUGGGAGAUGUACAAUGGCGAAUAGCGUUACUUUCAGCUCUCUCUUAUCUAAUAGUAGAUGUCCAUCUUCUGGAGACAGAUGCUCCCCUUAUAAACAGACAAGAAGGAUAAAUGAAACGAAAGGUGUCCAUUAAGAUAAAGUUGAUUGCAAACAAAAAUGGAAAGCACUGGUGGCAGAGACGGAACCCUUUGGGACUGUCGCACUAAAUGUCCGUUUAACAGAGAUGUGUACUGAAGUUAUGAAUAUAUGAAAAUCAUAUAUGUGAACUGCGGACUGAAGAAUUAAAUGAAGGAAGAUCAUCGCAGUUAUAUACGCAACAUUUAGAGAUGCCUAAUAUGGAGAAUUUCAAGGAACAUGACUUUAGAACGGCGGAGCCCGGCACUAGCUGUCUGUUUUAGAAAAGUGUCCGUCUUAUAGAUUUGUCCUUACUAAGAUAGAGACUGCCAUGUUUACAAUCAAACCAAUAAACUGGGUAAAAACUGCUUCCGAGGACCACACAGAAAAGAAGAAACACAAGUUAAGUGAGGUUAGCCGAUUGUCCCCUCGUUCGUAGGUUACAGAAAAAAUAGUUUUAUAAUUUUUCCCAACACAAAUCCUUAUUUUUUUCAAAGUUUCUUAACAAUACUGAUGUUCCUAUUUCGACUGCUUGGGUAGACUUUCGAAAAAAGCCUCCGCCCUUCGUGAGGACGACUUGUGGCAAGUCUAAUAUUUGAAAGUUUUGGUUGAAUGGAAAGCGCUCUUAGCGGGUCAUAAUUCACAUUCAUGCAAUAUUGAUUAUCCGUGCAAUGACGUUAUAUAAACCUGAAUAAUAUAUGCAAAGUACGUAUAUGCAAAAAGAGUCUCGUUAAAAGCGGGUCAACAACAUUGUGCUCCGGCACGGCCAGUGCUGCCGUUACGUCGACUGAGUUGCAGCAUGCGGUGCUUCGUUCUUUUGCAAUCGCAACCAGUGCAAGAUGUUGGCAAUGAAGCUCAGUCAGGUGCUUCUGGGAGUGCUGCUCUCUUGGAACACACAAUUUUGUUACACCACGUGCUAGGCCUUCGAACUCCACGUCUACGCCAAGGAGAGGUGACGUAUUCCUUUUCCUUCGGAAAUUUUAUGCGCUAGUUGUAGAAUAGAAGGUUCUGUUUUUCCUGUUUGCGGGGCUUAUCUUUUACCUAUUACAGGGUAAGUUGUUAUUAAUUUUUCCUUUUUGGCUGGUCGACAUCCCCGAACAGCGCCGGGCUGGCAAUCAAGCCUACGUUCCGGAGUUUCGCCCGUGUUUGUUGGGACUUGUGGGAAUUUAUUACCGCCCUCGUGGCGCGGUUUGCUUUAUUUUUUCAUUUUCCCACUUUUUUUACUCGCGUUCAAGAAUCGUUUGAAAUUUUUUUGGCCGGGGAUAAUAGUUUGGCGAACCAACCGUGAUUUAUCCAGGUGAUGUACUGAUAGUAGUUUAAGGAUUUUUUGUAAGCGAAACUGAGCUUUGUUCAGUCUUCAUGGGGCUUUGUUAAGGGAAUAAUCCUUCUAAGCGAAGCGAGAUGAAAUUUCAGGAUCCGAUCCAAACGUGUUUGUAGCAGUGGAGAUUCAUAAUCUCAUUCUCUUGUUUCUGAGAUAAUUGUUAAGUUAGUGUUAUGGGACUCACGGACCAGUUUAGCUUUGGGGGAGAUUGAUUUAGGAUUGGGGAUAUUCACGGUUGGAUGUUUUUGUGUGCAGAUAAGUAAAAACUGGACCUAGUACAAGAUGGUUCGGACUUGCAGGGCUCUUGGCAAGCGAGACAGGAAUCACUUGUCUCAUAACUUAAUGGUACUAAUUAGUCAGAGCAAGGGAUACUGAUACACAAUUAACAUUCGUCAUAGUAGAGGAGGGUGGUUAUGAAAACCGGCAAACAUCAAAGAUAGAAAAACAUAUAAAAACAUCAGCUUUGCAGUCUAUGUUAUAAGCACCCUGACGGUGCACAAUCCCUUGUUUUUUGCUCACAAAUUGUGACGGAAUACUGAAUUAAUAGACCUAUUCGGCUAGCUCAAUGUUGUACCCAAUUCAAACCCUUUGGGGAUAAAACUUUUUGUUUCAGGAAUUUCCAUACAUUUAAAUGAGAAUGCCACAUUAUAAUGCAAAUACGAUACACAAAGAAUCUUAACCCCGGGAGAUUUGAAUUGGGUACAAGAUUGAGUUAGCCGAAUAGGUCUAUCACGGCGACGUUUUCAUUGGUUAGUAUACGGUGGCCCAUAAGGGACAACACUUUUAACAAUAAUUUUCACGAAAAGCGCUAAAAAUUGAAUUACACACUGAAAUGAAAAGAAAUCCCUGCACCCAGCAAGCACUACAAAGGCCCUGUUUACAUGGAGUGGGGGACCCCGGUCUAGUGGAGUAAGUUUCUUUUGUUUUUUGUCCCCCAGAGCGUGAAAACAAAAGAAACUUACCACACUAGACCGGGGUCCCCUACUCCAUGUAAACAGGCCCUAAACCUAUACACUUCACUCUACAAUACACUCGCAAUGUAAACAAUAUAUAUCUCCACAUUGAAAAUAAAAUAAAUUAUCGAACUGCAAACAAAUUAUAUCCACACGCAUCGAUUUCCGCAUUGCAAUUAAAAUAUAUUUUUUACCCACUCCUAACUAGCCUGCGAACCGCAAAGACGCUUCUCUCUUAUUUUUCGGAGGGAGAGAAGCGACGACGGGAAAUACGUCUGCGGUUCGCAGGGUAACUCCUAACAAACAAACAGUAAAUAAAUUUACACCCUGCAAACAAAAUAUAGAGUUCUGUAGCACAGGUAGCCGCAAGGUACUGGGGCGAAUCUUUGGGUUAUUGCAGUGGGUGGCGCCAAAAUUUAACAACAUUGAUCUAGUGAGAACGUUUGAAACGAUACUUGAACUGGAGAAGAAAUGAAUUAUGAACUAUGUGCCAUGUUAUUUGCGAUGAGAAACGUUUGCAAUAAGGUAGUGUGAAAGUUUGCCAUUCUGUCAGAAGCAGGGAACGUAUUGGUCUUUGGGGGAUUGGGAGAAAAACUUAUGCAAAUCGGUUAGCCGUUAAACCCCCCCCCCCCCCCCCCCCCCCCCCCCCCCCCCCCCCCCCCCCCCCCCGGGGUGCCCCCCCCCCCCCCCCCCCCCGCCGUCUUCCACCCCCCGACCCCCUGAAGAACAACGGGCGCGCACACGCCACCCCCCCCAAGGGGCACCACCACUGCGUGCCACGGCCACGAACUACAUUAGUUAAGUGACAACGUUUGAAACAAAUAUUGAAAGGGAAAAGAAAUAAAUUUUGGACUUUUUGCCAUGUUAUUUGUGAUGAGAAACGUUUGGAAAAAGGUAGUGUGAAAGUUUGCCAUUCUUUCAAAAGCAGGGAACGUAUUUGUCUUUGGGGGAUUGGGAGAAAAACUUUUGCAAAUCGGUUAGCCCUUAAACCCCCCCCCCCGGCCCCCCCUGCGCCACCCCGCUCCCGUUCCCGCCGCGUGUUUCCCCCCCCCCCUUCCUCCGAGGCUUUUAUGCCCGACACGCAAGUUAGAAAAAAUGCGCUUAAGCCAACCCUGCACAAAAGUGGGUUAACCUGCGUAGCAGUCACAGGACCGGACUAUCUAAAUAAGGAAAAAUAAGUAUCAGUCGGCUCCUGUGAGUAUUCAUUCAUUCAUUCAUUCAUUCAUUCAUUCAUUCAUUCAUUCAUUUAUUUUGCCAUCAAACAUUAAAACACAUUUCUAAUUUACAAUACACAAAUAAUUUAUAAGAUAUUAUAGAGGAUAGACACUAUUCUAUUUUGCAAAUCAUCAAAAAAAAGAAUGGUGAUGGCAAGGAACUGAAGGAAGCCUAUCUAGAAGCCAGGGGCUUAUGAACUAUGGUUUCCCGAGAAUAUAGGGCACACCAUGAAUUAAAGGCACUGAAUGAAAAAUGGAUAAAUAGACAAAUAAGUAAAGAGAGUCCUAAGUGAAGUAAAUGAAUAAAUAGAUAAAUAAAUAAGUAAAUAAAUGAAUAAAAAGGGAAACGAACGCACGUCUUCCUCCCACGCGCGUGCCUUAUAUUUCCUCCUAGCUUGCUGCGCCGGUCAAACAUAAUUUCAAUUACCUUUUUUCCAAGAAUAAGCGCUAGGAUGCUUAUUCAAAUUUCGGCUAAAAGGAAGACGCUUAAUUGGGGUGGGGGGGGGGGCUUAUUAUUAAGUUUUCAUAUCAGCAAAUUGUAACUUUAUUUUGGCUAAAUCUAGAAACAAACGCUUAACCCAUAUUCAUGUCUUUAAAACAGUCAGUCGGUGGUUUUCAAGUGUACUAUAGUCCCAUUACACACUUCACACUUUACACACAUUUAUUAUUUGUCUACCAUAGUACCCAAGCUCUGAGUGCCUGCUGAACGGGAAGAUUUUCUUAUUAUGACCGUGCAUUAUGAAAAGUUUGGUUUUGUAACAUUAAAGUGGUUUAAGAAGUUCUUUUCUUGUCUUUCUACUUUCUUUUUUUCCUUUUCUUAUUAUUUCAGUUUUGUUUUGGUUCUUUAUAUGUUGCAUAUUUAAUAUUUUUAUAUUUUCUUUUCCCUGUUGGUUUCUUUCCCUUUCCCUCCUACUUCUUGCCGUUCUCCCCAAGUGCUGCGCGAGGUUCUGCGAUUCACUUAUUUCUAGUUAUUAUCAUCAAGUAUCAAUUCUCUCAUCAAUAAAGUGAAAAUAGAAACGCCUUUUCCAGGCCUUUUUCUUUUAUCCCUACUACUCAUAAAAGUGAUGGGGGAGGGGAGGGGGACGCUUGUUUGAUAUUGCGGCCUACGCGGUUAGCGCUUAUCUGGGGGAGUGGGGUUAUUAUAUUAGAGCGUUGGCGCUUAUUCGCGGGAAUACGGUACGGUAUGUCCGGGAGCAAUGUACAAGUAGCUCUGUUCACGUUACUACUCGCGUUACUUAACAUGGGACAAAAGAGCCACUUAUUGCGUUACCGUCUGGAGACGAACAAACGCAGAUUCAUUCUAUGGUCAAACACUUGAGAUCGCGUGUGCUUCAAAGGUCAACAUUAUUAUGGGCAGCUAGGCUUGAACAAAAGCGGCCAUAGUUAAAAUGCGUCGCCUGCUCUUCGCUUUUCUGUUUUUAUUUUCCUUGCGUGUUACAAGGGGUUCAGAAGUGCGCCUGAUCGGGGGAAAACAUGUUUAUGAAGGAAGAGUUGAGAUAAAAUAUGACGGCGAAUGGAGAGCUAUUUGUGAUCAUAAAUGGGACAAGAAAGCUGCUGCAGUUGUUUGUAGAAUGCUUGGAUUUCCUGACGCGCUGCGCUUCACUAAAGGGUGAGUGUGUUAUAGCGUUUGGAGGUAAUACAAUUGUGUAAACACAAAUACUUAAUGAGGGAUUGAACCUUCCGGGGGACUCCUUCAUUUUGCCUAUACGGCUAUGUGCUGCUGAACAGGGUAUGGUCUUUAUUUUCAGGGUCUUGAGUCUAAAACACGGAAUACAAAUUAAUCAUUUCAUGUCAUACCGGAAGCCACUGAAAAAGUGUAAAGUUUCAUGAUGUUAGUUUAAAAGUUAUAUAAUUCUGUAUGGAAAGUAGAAUGAAUCAGGGAAAAAAAUAAAUAACUUGGUCUUAAACAGGGUCAGGGAUUGAAAACCUCGGCGGUACACCUCUUGUUAAACUUCCUUUGAGUUCCCCCCCCGCCCCCGGGAUUAAACUGAGGGCCUCUUCUCGGGGAAGGGAUAUCACUUGAUAUACGUUAUCCUACCUGGUAUGCUUCGCUGGGUGAAGGCCAUAAAGUUGAUUUUUUUUAGUCUGAGACGGGUUUGGCCGAAUUUUCCUGCACCCGCUUGAAGACUUAUGUGUUUCUGUUUACCCAAAUCAGUACUCUUAAUUUUCAGUUUGCAAAAAUAUAACAAAUGCUGGUGAAAUUUUAAAAAUACGUGCUGAAAUGAAGGCUUCCUUUUAACUUCCGGUUUGAGCAGGGGUACCAUUUGAGAUGGGGAAGAAAAAUUUGAAAGAGGGUGUUCCAAGAUCCCAACGGAAUACCCCCUAAAUUUAAAAAUUCCCCCUCCCCCUAGGAUUGAAUUAAAAGAUUCUUUGAUAUAAGACUAGUUAUUUGUUAAAAUUAAUGUGUUCUUAAUAGUAAUGGUGUUGCCGGGUUGAAACAGCCACGUCUUGAAAAUAGUUAUGUCCAAUAAUUACUUGACAUCUUCACAAUGAUUUCUGGAUACUGAAAGGGUACUGUAUUCAUGACCUCGAUUUUUUUUAAGUAGUCGUAAGAAAAUCAGACAAGAAAAUAUUCAAUUUCUGUCGAGUACAAACAAAAUUUUCAAACAGGAUCAUACCCAUAUAUCCUGAUAACUGCACAAUCUCUUAACCCGUUCAACGUUAAAUGACUGUCUAAGCCCGGAACUACUCUUUUCAGUAAGAAAGCCAAAAAAUUAUUCAAGGCAGCGGUUUUCAAGUGAGAAAGCCGAUAAAUUAUUCAGGUCAACGUGCUUUUUGUUAGCGAACAAUUCUUGUAAGGACCACUUGGACAAACAGCAGCGACAACCUCGUUCCAGCGAGAGAAAGCCGCCGGAUCUUUGUGUAGAUCAGGAUCAGCACUUAAAAUUGAAGGCAAGGCUGAUCAGACAGCUAAGGAUUGGCAAUUUAUUUGCUCAACAUUCCGUCUUGUCUAAACAAAACUAGUCUUCAUCAGAGGCUAGAGAAGCUAAGUGAUAAUAAUACAAAAAUAAAAAUAAAAUGUGGUGGGUGGGCAAAGACAAUAGACGGAAACUUACUUGUACAGAGAGGUUAAUAUAAAAAAAAUAAGUGGAUUAAGUUUAGACAUAAGUUUGAGGUAAUUCUGAUAUCUUCUGUAUCUUCAGAGAAGUUCCGUUUGGUCGAGGAAAUGGCAAAUUCUGGCUAGAUGAUGUCAGAUGCGGUGGUAGAGAAUACGACAUUCAAUACUGCUCUCAUAGAGACUGGGGCCGACAUAACUGUUUGUCAAUCAACCAGGCUGGAGUUGUUUGCAAACUUCAUCGGACUGACGUCAUUUUUGAACCACAGCCAUCAACAGCCAGCGGUGAGGUAUGCGUUUUUUAAACAACACUGUGAACGUGGAUUUCUUUAAAAGGUUGGGUAGAAAUUCUCUUACAAAUUACAAAUAAAAAGAGAAAAAAACUGAGGGCAAAAGCAAUGAAAAAAAGUGGGUGAAACAGCUGUCUUUUGCUGUCACUGCCCGGGCAAUAUGACUGAGCGCAUGCGUAAGUACUAGCUAGGCUGUGAGUUGUUGUUUCCCUUGCUUUUUCAAAGAAGUAGAAGUGCUUUAUUUUUCGGACAAAUAGAACUGUGCAUUUUUUGUUAUCAAGGGAGCGGAAUGAAUUGAAAACAACUGACCAGUGCUCCCAUUUUCCAAGUGCUAAUCGCUAAUAAGGUUCUAGGUCAUAAACGCAAUCUUUUAUCGAAAUGUCAUUUUUGUCGCCUUUUUGGUGAAAGAGAAUAAGACUAUCCCUCUUUCUGGAAAAAUGUAUUCUUUAAGCCUUAUACAUAUAUACGGUUAUAAACAACCAACACUGAUGCAAUGGUCUUACUGUUUAGUUGGUUGGUUAAUCUGCUUACUCUGCUGAAUUUUUCACUGAGACAAAAUUAUUCAAAAGUAGUUGUUUUCCUAUGCAGGCCUGACAUAGCUGUGCGUUUUUCGUAUUAACUGUAGGUUAAUGAAGUGAAUGUAAGGCUACUUGGUCCAGUCGAGGAUGACUUCAUAAAUGAAGGGGUGGUCCAGGUGGAGCAUAAUGGAAAAUGGGGGUACAUCUGUCCUUCUGGCUGGACAUCCGUCAACUCGUACGUGUUAUGCGGACAUCUUGGAUUCCCAAACGCUGAGGAACAGGAGUCGUAUUCAGUGACAAUACAAGAGACGGAGCCCGUCUAUUGGCUGGACCAAGUCACGUGUAAAGGGUGGGAGUCUUCCAUCGUGUCAUGUGACCACGCGGGGUGGGUUCGCCAUCGAUGUGAAGGUCUAAGAGCAUUAAAACUCAAAUGCACACGUAAAAAUGACACGCAAAUUGUGAGUUGGAUUUCCUUAGUACUACGUUACUUUAAUGUCCAUUAAUUUAUCUUCAUCAAUUUGACACAUGCUGUUUGCAUAAUAAAAAUCUCUCCUUUUUAAGGGAAAAGCUCCCUAAGGACGAAGUUGAUCAUCAUCAUCAUUAUCAUCAUCAUCAUCAUUAUUAUCAUCAUCGUCGUCAGCAUCAUCAUCAUUCAUGGUCAUCAGCAUAACCAUGGCGUUCGAAAUACCAACGUCCUCAUCAUCUUGCCAAUCGUGAUCACCGCCACCUUUUGUGUCCAGCUACAUCUACAUCGUUUAUAAUUGGAAUCAUCCUUACCACUCAGCUUAACGCAUGCGCAAGUCUGAUCAAAACGUAAUAACAAACAAAUAUAUGUACUGCACUUUCAAUACCCUGCCUCUGAAUUGGGACAUUGAGAAGGAAAAGCAAUGAUCAAACUAGUUAUGACGAUAUUAAUGUAUUUUACAAUGUGUAUUUUGAUUUGCUAAGUCCACAGAAACACGACUCCGCAGCGGAGCCCUAGUGUCUGAAGGACGAGUGGAAGUGAGAAACAGCGAAAACUGGAACACUAUAUGUGACGACCACUGGACAUUGAAAGAGGCUAAUGUCGUCUGCAGGUCACUUGGAUAUGGGUCAGCGGCUAUGGCAGCAAAGAAUGCCUACUUUGGAAGAGGAAUUGGAGAUGUAAGCCUAAUUUCUAGCCCAUUUGUAUGAUAACAAGGCUCUUUUGGUACAAAAAAUUAAAAUAUAUACUAAAAUUCAUACUUGGCUCCGGGGCUUGGGGGAAUAGAACAAAAAAAGUCAUCUUGAGACUCAGUAAUUAACAACACAUUUUUUAUUUAUUUUUUAUUUUUUUGCCCUAAGCCUCCGAACUAAGUAUGAAUUUUAAUGUCGAAUAUGGUCUAUUAAUACGUUGUUUGGAACGAUUUUUAAUUUUACCAGACUUGACGUCUAAACGUUGUUUGCUGUUUAACACAGCAAGAAGGCUUUCAGCCAGGGACAAGAAAAAACAUUUUGAACUUCAAGUAAACCACCUGUCAACAAAUUUAUGGGCCAACUAUUUUCUUAGAACGCGCUUUCCGCUUUGAAUUUGUUCAACUAACCGAAAGUUCUCGUGUCUAUUGUCAUCUAGCCUGCGAACGAGCUCUCCUAUUUGGGCAAGCGAAGCGAGCCUUGCGAGAACGCGCGAGCGAGGGAGCCGCUCGCUCGCGCGUUCUCGCGAGACCUGUUUCACUCGCCCAAACAGGAGAGCUUGCUCGCAGGCUAAUUGUCAUCAAAAUUUAAAACUGGUUAUACGAUCUUUAUAUGUAAUUGUUUCACACUGAAAUAACAGUUCAGUACCUACUAUAGUAACCUGCACUUUGGUAACAACGGAAAGCAAAAAGGUGAAGAGCACUCAAAAAUCCCAUCGCUAAUUGCUGUUUAACCUAACUUUUUUCUCCCUUUGUAAACCCCUAUCUCUACAAUGUUAUUAUUGUAACAGUAAUAUUUUUUCUAGAAAAUGCUACUCGACGUUCACUGCCAAGGCACCGAAAGAAGUAUUGCCCAGUGCAGACACAAAGGUUGGAAUGGAUUGGUUUGUAAUCAUUACGAGGAUGCGUCUGUCAGAUGCAAUGCGCCACAGAUUCAAGGACAUAAGGUAUUGACACUCUUUCGCCAAGAUAUCACGCGCUAUGUUUACUCAUCGUUGUCCCAACUUAAAAUCAGGUUACUCCCUUAUCAAAUAGACCGGUACAUUCUUCGGCGAGUUUAAGGACAACUGAGACGAGAUUGACAAUGUCUUCUUCAAGGCACUUAUCAGUAUUGUUUCUUAUCAAUAGCCAGUGAAUACAACCACCAUCGUUUUGCAUUGCUUACGGGGUUUCUCGCCAAAAUCCUAUAAAUAUUUGAGAAUGUUUAGGAUAUACUUUUGCAUAAUACUUCGAAAUUCCAGGCCUAGAAAUUCUGGGAGGCCGGGUUGCUAGUUGGACAAUGCCACAUAUGCCGCCAAAAGGUACCAUGAUAUCGAUCUGUGGGCGUAGAUCCAGUUCACGUUAUCCCCUGAGAGGUAACAGAGAUGAAUAAGUUGAUUAACAAAUAGUUGGCCCGAUACCCAAGGAGCCUCAAAAAGACAACGACAUACGGUAGGUCAGACUCCUUAUGAAGAACAUAUGAAACAUUUUGGAGCAAUUUUGCAGCCUCAUCAAAACGAGGCUGCGAAUAACGUCAAACGUCAUCGCUGAUGAAGGGAUCUGGCUCUGCUAAACUUUCAACAAAUUGUUGGUGUUGAAGAAUAUUUUUUUGUAAUAUGAAGCAUCAUUCACUUUGUUUCUUAACCCUAGUACCAUAAAUUUACAAAGUGUUCGACCUCCAUCAGAUCGAUGUUACUGUGACUUUAUCUCCUGAACGGAACCAGAUGUAAACCUCUAAGCUGUAGGGAUUCCUUUUCCUAAAGGGGAGUGUUUCUCAGGUCAGAACCUCGCCCCAUAGCAAAGCUCUGGGGUUAGAAAGUGGAUUAAAGGCCCGUCUUAAUCGAUGAUAGCGACGACGAUGGUCGUGAUGAUCUAUUAUCAGCUUUAGUAAACAGAUCUAUCUUGGGACGUUCCGGAACAAUGCACCCCUUCCACAUAAGCUAAUUAACAAUUAUUAUUAUAAUUAAUAACUAAUCCUAAUUAACUUAGAAUAAACUUUAACACAGAUUCGCCUGGCAGGCGGUGCAAAUUCACACGAGGGGCGAGUUGAAGUGUUUCAUGAUGGCAGAUGGGGAACAGUGUGCGCAGAUAACUGGCGAAUUGAAGAAGCCAUGGUUGUGUGUAGACAGUUAAACCUUGGAUACGCCAGUCAAGCUGCCACUCAGAACUAUUUUGGUCCUACAAAUCUCAGAGUCAUUAUGUCCGGGGUAGCUUGCCGUUACGAUGAGAUCUCAAUUUAUAACUGCCAACGCGAUGACUGGGAGAAUGUUAGAUGUAGCAGCAGACAUAAACUGGCUGGAGUUAUUUGUGUGGACGGUAAGGCAGUUCAGUAUUCAUGUAUUGUCCAAGGUAGUUGACAUAGAGAGCAACAAUGUUGAAACAAUGUUGCAUCAAUAGCCCACUUUCGAUCUGUUAAAUAUUCUAACAUGACUCCGAGGCUUUAGGGACUAAAUUGCAAAUUUUUCACGACUCCAUUGUCCCGCAAUUCAUAGACGAGAAAACAAAACCAAAUAUAGAAAGAUGACCUGAAAGCCUCGGAGUCAUGUUAGAAUUUUAAAAUAUCGAAAGUGGACUAUUCGAAACAAUGUCAGAACAUUAAUGCAAGGUCUGGCAACGCACUGUUGCGCUGAGUAUCGUCGCCGCGAAUCUUCCCGCAAACCCCCGCCGCUCAAUUUUUCUUCUGGGCCCAGUUGUUCGAAGGCCGAUUAGCGCUUAACCCGGGGUUAAAUUUAACCCGGGUUUCUUUUUCUGGUGUUCUAAAGCAUUUUCUCAGAUAAUUUUCUCUGUUAUUUUUAGAGCUUCCAAUUGUCAACUUGUACACAAAAAGCAUUAAAACUGAAAUGCUUUUAAAGCUUUAAGAUCUGAAUUCAAAUCUCGCACUAACCCUCGGUUAUCUUAACCCAGCUUUGAACAACUCGGCCCUGGAAACUACGUGGGUUACUGUCAACCUCGUUCCCAGGUUUCUCUCCUACUUGUCCCUACAGAGCGAGAGAGGGACAAGAGACGAGGGACGAGUUGAAGAGAACUCUGAGAACGAGGUUGGGAUACUGUAUGGCACUAAAAAGAGGAGAGAAGUUCCUAUGUCACGUUAACAUGGUAGCAAGAUUUCUGGUUCCCAAAAAAAGCGUGGUCCUGAAAAAUGGCAGAAAUAAUGAAAAAAAUUGACAUGCAUGAUUUUCCUGUGCUUGAUUGCGCUCAAGAACAAAACGGUAAUCCAUAUUUUCUUCCAUCGUUCGCAUGCAAAUGGACGUCUCUGUCAAGAAAGAUUGUUGAAAUUUUAAUUUGGUAACGUAACGCCAGACCUCUCCUCUAUAUUUUUUGAAGCUGUAAUUUGUGAGAAUUGUUGUUUCAUGCGCGUGGACCAAAGGGUUAAACUUCGCUCGCAAAGUGCUGAGGAAGUGGAAUGCUUGCGUGAAUCAGAGCCAUUUGCCACAUAUGUCAACUUUUAAACACACCAAAAUAGCAAACGAGAAAAAAAAUUCUAUUUGUAGAUAAAACAGUGUUUCCAAUGUGCAAAACUUAGUUUUGUCCAAAUACAAGAACAAAUUAAAAAAAUUAAAGCUCAAAAAAGUGUAUUGCAAACGGUAUCUACUAGCAGGCUCUUUCUCUGUUUUUCUGUCUUGUGCUUUGUGAGCCUUGUUUUGAUUAGAUCUUUGUACUCUGUUCUGCUUUGCAGCACUGCCGGAUCUUAUAAUUGAUACUAAAGAACUUAAGAGGGAAAUGCGCCUGGAUUCUGAAAGACUACAGCGGCUCCGAUGUGCGCACGAGGAAAACUGUCUUGCGAAGAGCGCAGAUGUGCUCUUUAGUCCGCGGUAUGUUUAUCAGUUCUUCUAUUCCUCUUUCAACACUUAUCCUAAAGUGGCAUAAUCGCAUGCACCAAGAGAGAAUGAGCAUGUCCUGAUUGGUUACAUUUUGAAAGCGUGCAACUAAAAAUUGACGAAUUUUUAGUGCUCUUGCGAAAAACUGGGAACAAAUUGCAUUGCAGCAAAUGAUCGACGAAGAAAUUGAGUAACUGGUUGAGACCUGAAACCCGGAGGGAGGAAGGACUCCCGGGUCCCCAUCUUGAGUAUAAAUUCAGCGAAGAAAACUGGCACGCACGUUUCGCCGUCACUUCCCCUUCCCACCCCCAAAAGUAAUGUUGCGCAAUUGCUAGGAAACUACACACAGGGCAAAAUAGGUAGGGAGUGGGAGGAGGGGUCCAUAUUGUUUUGUCUCUUAACUUUACCAGACUAAACACCAUUUGAAGACAGUCUGUCGACAUUUUUAAAGCCGAUUUCAAGUAAACCCAUCCACACGUAUUAAGAUGACGAGAGUUUUCGUCGUACCUAUAAAUGCUUGAAAUUUGAGGGCUGGUUCAUGUUAUUUUUUUUUUUACUCAACUAAAUCGUUUUUAUCGCGCUAGAAAAUUAACAGAGCCACGCCCAAGAACAGAAUCCUGGUAUCUUUCAAUUUUGUCAGGGUACCCUUCAGUCAAUAAGUACAUAAUUGUCGUUAAAAUAAAUAAGACAGCCAAUUCAGAAGAUGGCUUUAAAAUGUAGUUCAUCCAAUUCUGGAUAUUUGAAGACAGAGGGAGUCUUUUAGUUUCGGUUUUUCCUUAUGCUUCUCAUACUGUGCUUACUUAAUAUUACUCUCUACUUGAAUCGUUUGAUUAGUUUUGCAACUUCUUGUCGAGGACCAGGACUUAUUCAAUUAUAACCUGCGUAGCUUUCGGUUUGUUUAGCAAAAGGGAAAGAAAAGCUGCGAAAACGCGCACAAAGCGCGCGCGAACGAUCGGCGAAGCUGUUGUUUCUGCCCCAUUCUCCUCGCCGCUUUGCCAUUUGCGCGCUCGACUAAUAAAACCGCCAACGACGCAAGCUAAUUCAGUUAUAAAAGACCGAGAGUUAUUUUAAUAGAGAGAGUUAAUGAAAACUGCACUUAAAUUCUUCUUUUCAACUGCAAGUGAACAGUGAAUAUUUUCCACUUUUUAGGUUGCAGAACCAGCAGUAUUAUAAUUGGCGAAGCCUGUUAAGGUUUACAACAAAAAUUGAAAACAGAGGAUGGAAUGAUUUUCGGCCAAGUGAGCCCAGAUCAGGUUGGGAUUAUCAUCGGUGCCAUGGGCAUUACCACUCCAUGGAGAUUUUCACCAGCUAUGAUCUGCUAAGUAUGAAUAAUGCUGGCCGUUUUUAUGCCAGGGACGAUAAAGUCGUCUUUACACGACCUAAACGUCUAGUAGAUGCAUUUAACGUCUGACGACUUUCACAUCUUCUUUUAACUGCGUGCGUCUAUAGUUUGAAAACGGGACGCAGUCAACUCGGACGCUGUUAUGUCCAACUCGUCCAGAAAUAACCGGGAAUAGUCAGUGUUGUGUAUUUUUUCGGAAAACUUUGUUUUUUUCGAUCUUGUCGUCUAGUUUUAUAUGCCCUGUAACGUCUCUAACAUAAAAACGGCCAUUGACCAUAUUUACUCGAUAAAGCAUCGCGGCGCAGCGAGCGCAUCCCACUGGAACGUGACAAUAGUCUGGGUACCAGUUUGAGAUCUUUCCUAUGAGAGAACAUGUUCGUGGGAAGUGCUAGAAUCUUCGGAAUCAUUUUUUUGACUUUUGUGCUCCUUUAUCUAUGACCUUUCCAUUUUGUUUCAGGGCAAAGUGACAGUAAGAAGCGAGCACAAGGUCACAAAGCCAGUUUCUGUUUAGAGGACACUAAAUGUGAUCCCGGCUUCGAAAAGAAAUGGAAUUGCACCAGAGGUGGUGACCAGGGCAUAACUCCCGGAUGUUUCGAUAUCUAUAGCAACAAGCUUGAUUGUCAGUGGAUUGAUUCCUCUGACGUAGGACGAGGUUCAUAUUUUAUCCGAGUCCAACUGAAUCCUGGCAACCAAGUCGCAGAGUCUGACUUCAGGAACAAUAUUGCCAAGUGUACAGUGUAUCAUUAUGGGAAUUUCGUUAUUGCGAGCAAGUGCUGGAUCGGUGAGUCAAGAAAAAAAAAAUGCACUUUGCCUAAGUGA
Molecule: messenger RNA, 28536 nt
Organism: Porites evermanni
Lineage: Eukaryota; Metazoa; Cnidaria; Anthozoa; Scleractinia; Poritidae
Source: the annotation of a GenBank genome assembly